Arabidopsis arenosa is the source of this 445-nucleotide messenger RNA. The record is from the annotation of a GenBank genome assembly. Lineage: Eukaryota; Viridiplantae; Streptophyta; Magnoliopsida; Brassicales; Brassicaceae.
CUUUCAUUUUUUCUUAUUCCUUUUCUUGCUUCCAUUUGUGUUAGUCUUCUUCUUCGGAUUCUCUUCCUCCGGUGGCUGUUGACUUUGCAAAUGCUGAGAUAUCGAACCAAUUGGAUCAGCUUGAAAAGCUGGAUGGAUUGCGAUAUCAACUUGGAUGGAGAAAUUGAUAGGGAUGAGUUUGUGAAGUUUAUUGAGCAGAUUACGGCUGAGACAUUUAACGUGGUGAGUCAGGGUUUGAUCAUAUCUUUGAUUGUGGCUCCAACUGUAGCUAUUGCGACGAAGAAGGCCACGGAAGGUGUCCCGGGAGUUGGCAAAGUUGUGCAGAAGCUGCCUACUUCAAUCUAUGCUUCUCUUGUGACUCUUGCAGUUGUGUGGGUGAAUUCUGAUUCAAGUUAAGCUUCUCAUAUUGCAAAGCUUGCCACCAGAAUAAAUGUGUUUAUACUCC